GCGCAGUAUGUUAACGACCACGUUCUUUACACAAGAAAAUGGCGGCGUGUUGAAGAGGGAUUUGCCCACAUUUGCGAAAACGUCUUCCUUUAUUUGUGGAAUUGCUCGAACAUCUCGACAAGAAAAACGGUAAUGAAACCAAAAUAGAGAUUCUGGCUCAAAAUGCUAGCAAACGAACAGGUUUCCCAGUUUAAAUUUAUUGCGAAAACUUUACCUAAUGUCGUGGCGUCUGAUACAACGAGCUCAGGUGUAAUCGCUAGCCUCACUCCUGGUCCAAGCAUUGAGAAUGCAACUCCAAAUGCAUCUCACGGGGUUGUAAACUCAACACACCAUUUUCAAGCACCCGAACAUGCGCAAAAACAAGCUGUUAUGUCUCAAGGCAUCGUUUCAGUACCGGAGUCGCCCAGUCAGAUAUUACCAACUUCUGUAGCACAGGCAACUGUUGUGGCUGGCGUACCUGGGCAAGGUGUCUUUUACGAUGGCAAGCGUAUGCGAAAGACGAUGCAAAGAAGGACGGUUGAUUACAAUUCUUCAAUUACUCGUUACCUAGAGGCAAGGAAAUGGUUUAAGUGUGCAAGAAAUCAGUAUGCUCUACAACCUCAAGAAAUUUAUAAUGUUGAUGUCGUUCCACCUUGUGGUUAUGCUAAAAAUCCAAUAAAUGCAGUCACAACAAAGUUUGUGAGAACAUCCACAAAUAAACUACGUUGUCCUAUAUUUUGUGUCGUGUGGACCCCUGAAGGACGUCGUCUAGUUACAGGUGCUUCUAGUGGUGAAUUUACUCUUUGGAAUGGUCUCACAUUUAACUUCGAAACUAUUCUGCAGGCUCAUGACCGAGCUGUACGUUCAAUGGUUUGGAGUCAUAAUGAUCUAUGGUUGUUAACUGGGGAUCAUGGUGGUUUCAUUAAGUACUGGCAGUCCAAUAUGAAUAAUGUAAAGAUGUAUGAAGCACAUAAGGAACCUGUUAGAGGACUAAGUUUUUCUCCGUCCGACAACAAAUUUGCUUCUUGUUCCGACGAUGGGUUGGUCAAGGUCUGGGAUUUUUACAGAUGCGCGGAGGAACGCGAGCUCAAAGGUCACGGUACGGAUGUAAAGUGUGUCGACUGGCAUCCAUCAAAAGGUCUUCUUGUGUCAGGCUGCAAAGAUAGUCAGAAGCCUGUGAAACUCUGGGAUCCAAGAACUGGCAAUAACAUUUGCACACUGCAUUGUCAUAAGAGUACAGUUAUGACCGCAAAAUGGAACAGUAACGGCAAUUGGUUGGUGACGGGAUCACGUGACCAUCUACUCAAACUCUUCGACAUUCGUACAAUGAAAGAACUACAAACAUUUCGUGGACAUAAAAAAGAAGCAACAGUGGUGGCUUGGCAUCCCGUUCAUGAAACAUUGUUUGCAAGUGGUGGUUCGGAUGGCUCUCUUAUGUUUUGGUUAACUGGCGUUGAUGAGAAAGCUGGGGGAAUGGAGAAAGCCCAUGAAGGGAUUGUUUGGAGUCUUUCGUGGCAUCCACUCGGUCACAUACUUUGUUCAGGCUCGAAUGAUCAUACUAGUAAAUUCUGGGCAAGAAACCGUCCUGGUGAUUCCAUGACUGACAAGUACAACCUGGAUAUUCAAGGAACACACGAUGAUACAGAAUAUAACGAUGAAGGGACAACUCAGACGUCAUCGGUGCCUGCUCUUGCUGCUUAUGAUGCUAGCCAAGUUAUACCCGGUGUUGGAAUUCCCGUCACAGCAAGUAAAGUGGUUUUACCGGACUCGAAAGAUGUGGACGUGGAUUUAUAUGGAGGUCAAAUCAAAGCGCCAUCUUCAAGUCCAGAGUCAUCCGAAUUUCCUUAUCCACCGGCGAUGAAUGCGUUUAAGAAACCUGGUUACUCAAUCCCUGGUUUAGAUUUAACGAAUUCUCAAACAAAUCCAGGCUUCAAUAAUUCUUUUCAUGCGCCGCCUAAACUUCGUUUGCCAUCGCUGCCACCUCGUUCAAGUGGCAGUUUUAAUCCACCUCAAGGUAGCUAUCCAAUGGCAAAUCAUCAAGACAAUAAUCACUUUGCUCGUGGACCUCGAAAUGGAAUGGAACAAUUUAGCCCACGAGGACCCGAUCCAAACUUUCGUCAUCCAGGUCCGUUUUUGCCAAAUCAACACGGGCGUUUUCCCGGCCCACGAGGCCCACGCUCAGGGCCGUGGGGGUUUUCACCAUGUCCUCCAGGUCGCAAUUUUGAAUUUCACAGACCUCAAAAUGAUCAUUUCAUGGGGGGAAGACCACGAAACAUGCCACCAUUUGGAUUUCACAGGGGUCCUCCCCCUGGGUUUCAAAAAAGUCCUCCUGAAUUGCAAGGAGGCCAGCCACCUCAUGAGGGGCCGAUCAGGUUUCGCCACGAAAGUAAACCAGAUGGUGCGAUGAAAAACAUUGCUGUUCAUGAUGGACAACGUCUUAAUUUUUCUCAAGGACCAAGAGGUAAUAUUCAAGGCGGACCACGGACUCGUGGACCUUCCGAUUCUGUGCACAUGGACACUCAACAAGGAGGUUCCGUUUCGAAUUCUCCUCGUGUGGAACGUGUCCCCGGAGAAUCAAAUAUGGGUGCAGGUCAACUUGGAUCACAUGAAGAAGGAUUUCGGUCUAGAGACAAAUGGCAGAGUGACUUAAACGAAAGAUCUAACGACGAUCUUGAAAAGCAAUUGUACGAAUCCCAAAAUGUUUCUGUUAAUCCAGCAAGACUAAAUGAUGGUCAUCACGUCGGUCCAAGACCGCAUUUAAAUAUUCGCCCAGGUGUUCAUGGACCUAAAGGGACACCCAGUGAAACAUUAGGUCCUCUUGGACCUAGGGGAUUCAUUAAUGUGUCCGGUCCUCGUGGUCUUCGCAGAGGACCUUUAAGCCCAAAUGAAGGUCAAAAUAGUGGGCGUCAUUUUACACCUCGAGGUUCUAGAACACCUCCAUUUCAGCCUCCUAAUUCUGAUCAAUGGCAGCCUGAGCUAAAAUCUCCUGAAGGCGAUAGGCCAUCGGAGUUUAAGGGUCGCUCUUCCAGGAAAAACUCCAGAGAUCGCUCUUCGCGUGAUAGCUCACCUCACAGGAAUCAAACUAAAACAGAGAGACAAGGUUCUGAAUCAGAUGCACCCGGUAUCCUGGGUGACUAUCAGACGCAUGUGCAAGAGAUGCAACGUGGUUUAUUAGAAAACUUUGCUAGCACUGCAGUUGGUCGGCUCUUUGCUCAACCUGAACUAGGACUGUCCGAUAUUGGACGUCCAGACCGAUCACUUAAUAGAUCAGAUAAAGAUAACGCUCGUUCUGAUGAUGCACGUGGAAGAGCACGUGACUGGGAAAAAGAAAAACGUUCACCACGUGAAAAGUCAGGUGAUCAUGACCGCCGUUCUGAAUUAGGACGGCCAAGAGAAGAACGUCCUUCCCAUAGAGAGCGUUCAAGAGACAGACAGGUCUUUGACGUUCGCCCUAAUGACCGUCCUGUCAGGGGUCAACCUGAGAAUUUGGAUGGCAAUGAUUUACCAGCUAAUGAGAAACCCGGCUUAUUGCCCAUACCAGAAGCAUUUGUCGCUAUGGGUCCGAUGGAAUCAGCUGGUCGUGAUCAAGUUUCAAGCAAUCAUCGUCAGACGGAAAGACGACGUGAUUCCGGGCGAUUUCAAGAUGGGCAGAAUGAGAGGAAAGGUUUUUGGAGGGGUCCGCUGCAGGAUCGUCAUACACCUGAUGGUCAAUUACCCGGAGGACAGGUUGAUGAGCCUUCCGUAAUGGAGGAUGCGAACGUCAAACCUCUUAUGAGUCUUCUUGAUGCCCUCCCUCUUGGCAAUGCUGGUGCACAAGGUGGCUUCGAUAAUCGACGGAGAAAACGCUCAACGGAGCACGAUUUUGAUCGGCCAUCAAAAAGAGUAGAGACUAACGAAAGCAGAGAAAGAAUGAGAUAGAAAAUACGUAUAUAAAGAGUUUAUUUUCCGUCAUUAAUAAUUGUGUUGUAUUCUGUACUAGAUUUGUAUCAUAAAACAAGGGCCUGAUUCCCUUCCAUCUUUUCUUAUAUUAUGAAUGGUGAUGUUAGUAAGUCCUUUCUAUAUUCAGUUCACAUUGCAUUUGCUUGCCGACGUGGAAUUUUUGCGAGCGUCUUUUUACGUUGUUAAGUGUGAGAACUUUGCCCUAUGUUUAAGGCUUUUAGCAAUUCGCGUUUCAUGAGUAAAGCCACGCAAAUAAAUACCAGAAUACAUAUUAACAAAGCAGCA
This is a messenger RNA of Xenia sp. Carnegie-2017, 4203 nucleotides long. RefSeq names its product pre-mRNA 3' end processing protein WDR33-like. Gene Ontology annotation, cellular component: mRNA cleavage and polyadenylation specificity factor complex. Bases 163 to 3897 code for a protein of 1244 amino acids. Gene Ontology annotation, molecular function: protein binding. The record is from RefSeq and is a predicted model, not a curated record. The transcript has 14 exons. NCBI's taxonomy places the organism in Eukaryota, Metazoa, Cnidaria, Anthozoa, Malacalcyonacea, Xeniidae.